This is a messenger RNA of Populus nigra (black poplar), 1022 nucleotides long. RefSeq names its product wound-responsive protein GWIN3-like. Gene Ontology annotation, molecular function: endopeptidase inhibitor activity. The transcript has a single exon. Bases 276 to 887 code for a protein of 203 amino acids. Lineage: Eukaryota; Viridiplantae; Streptophyta; Magnoliopsida; Malpighiales; Salicaceae. The record is from RefSeq and is a predicted model, not a curated record.
UCAAAUUGAAAUCUUAGCUUCAGUACUGUUGUUGCCAUUCAAAAAGUAGUUAAAAUCGAAGUUUCAUAUUCAAAUCCGAGGAUAGAUGGUCUCAGGGUUUAUGGAACUUGGAUGUUCUGCUACAACGUCACUAUAUAUCUAGCUCUUUGCUUGGCCAAUCCCCACCUACCUCCUAGGAUACCAUUUCCACUUUUAAGUGAGAUUUAUCCAAACCCCAUAUCUGCUUUGGAGAGAUUUCAGCUUUUUCUGAGCAUUUCUUCAAUGUAUCGUAAGCUAUGAAGAUCCCUAAGCUGAUAUUCUCCUUCCUUCUCUUUGCCUUGACAGCAAUAUCAUUUCAAAGGGCCAUUGAUGCUCAAGGUCCCAAAGAAGCGGUGGUUGAUUCAAAUGAUAACGAGGUUCUCUUGGGUUUAGAUUAUUACAUCGCAGUCACCAGUCCAUUUGACGGGAUGUCUCUAGCCAUGGAAGCCAGCUGCCCACCUCCUGUUGUGCACAGGAACAAUCUCUCUUUGCUUCCGAUAAAAUUCUCAUCGGUGGUUGAUUCCAAUGACAAUGUGGUCCGAGAAGACACUAGUCUGAACUUGGAGUUCAAUGUCGAGCUCAACAACAGUGAUUGUAACGUGCCGACCAUUUGGAAAGUUGAGUUUAAUGCAUCCAUGCAACAAUGGCUGGUUAUGAUCGGUGGGGAUCGAAGUCAUAAUCGGUUUCAGAUUGCCAAGGCAUGCCCAUAUAGAAAAUAUUUCUAUCAGCUUCGUUACUGUCCGGUUCUCGGGUCCAUCCAAUUCCCAUGCGUUACAGUUCGCUCUCUUUUCAAGAAUGGAUUAAACUAUCUGGCUCUCAAUGGCGAUCCUAUAGCAAUUGUGCUGGGACAGCUUGUAUCUUCAACAUGAUGCUAUUCUGGAAUAUUACGAUCUUCAAACUUUUUUCCAUGGAACAGGGGGCUGCAUAGCUAGGAUACACUUUUGUUGGGGGCCAGGGGACCUGGCUGGAAGUACUCUUGAAUAAAUAAAUUCCAAGCUUUUGCA